AUGCGCGGAAUUAAAGGCCUGAUCUGGGAACCUUCCAUCCUCGACGCAGAUCUUGGAAUUAAGUACCGCGGCUUGUCCAUCCCCGACUGCCAGCGCCUCCUCCCCUCCGCGAUACCCGGCGGCGAGCCGCUUCCCGAGGCGCUCUUAUGGCUCCUCAUCACGGGGGAGGUUCCGACGCCUCUUCAGGCGGCGUCCAUCACGGAGGAGCUGAGGCUGCGCGCGGCGAAUGUGCCGGAUCACGUGUUCACGGUGCUUCGUUCCCUCCCGAAGCAUCUCCACCCCAUGUCGCAGCUCUCUAUUGGUGUAACAGCCCUUCAGUCCACCAGCGAGUUCGCCAAGGCUUAUUCUUCCGGCUCCGUGCACAAGACUCGUUACUGGGAGCCCGUGUACGAGGACGCGAUGAACCUCAUAGCGGGGAUACCGGUGAUCGCGGCGUUUAUCUACCGCCGGGUGUUCAAGGAUGGGCGUAUGAUACCGGCUGACCCUACCCUCGACUACGCCGCGAAUUUUGCGCACAUGCUUGGAUUCGACGACCCCAGCUUUUACGAGCUCAUGCGACUCUAUUUGACAAUUCACGCGGAUCAUGAGGGCGGGAAUGUCAGCGCGCACACCACCCAUCUCGUCGGGACGGCUCUUUCGGAUCCAUACUUGGCAUAUGCUGCGGGGCUGAAUGGCCUGGCGGGCCCCCUGCACGGGCUGGCCAAUCAGGAGGUGCUAAAUUGGCUUCACGAAGUUCGCGAAGAGCUCGGCGAAGCCCCGACGAAGGAGCAGCUGGAGGGGUUCGUUUGGAAGACGCUCAAGGCGGGGAAAGUGGUGCCAGACGCUAUGGACAUCGACGCGCCCGAUUCGACCCGCAAUGCUACGGCAACGUGUCCACCAGAUCCCGCGGUGCCAAACGCGGACGAUUUGCCGUCUCCGCAAACAGUGACGGCGCGCAAGCAACGAGAGCCACAGGAUGCGGACGACGCGCCAGAUAAAGGAUGUCCGGAGCGCGAGAGCUCGAGCCGUAGCGGCGAAGAAGACCCGGUCGUGUCGCUGACGCGGCGCGGGGAGGAAGGGACGCAGCGAUUGGUCGAAGCCGCGGAAGGCGUGCUGUCCACGCUGAACCUCGUCAUGUGCAACGGCGCCUUCUGGGAAGCUUCUUCCGAAACAGCAGGCACUGGCAGUGCAAGCUCUGAGCAACAACAGCAUCAGCAAGAGCAGCAGCGGCGGACCUCGGGAUUGCCGCCGGAUGCGGCAGCAGCCGCCAUAGAAUUGGCUCACCUUCGUUAUAAGAACAUAUCGUCAGAGCUCCGGUCCCUGCUUCUUCGGCUGCAGGACGAGAUGGAGAAAGAGACAAAAAAGGCCGGCCAGCCCGGGAGCGGCAGGGACGGAAUCCAAGGGGCAGAGUCCCAGAGGGUGGGCCUUGGGUUUGACCCAGAGUCUGCUGCACCUGAUAGUGCACCACCUGUCCACGCAUCAUCUGAACGCGCGGCACCUGAAGCGACACCUGAAACGGCACCUGAUGCAUCUGCUUCAGUGUCUGCAGCUGAGUCGCUGUCAGUAGAGAAGUUGACCGCACGAGCAGCGACCCUGAGAAAGCAAGUUCGGAGGUGCAACGUGCGGCUGAGAGCAGCCAUGGAGGCCCUGAGGGGGAUUUUGGAUGACGUCACUCUAUUUCAAGCGCCCCAGCUGCUGCUGCUCUCGCAAUCCUGA
Closterium sp. Naga37s-1 is the source of this 1695-nucleotide messenger RNA. Lineage: Eukaryota; Viridiplantae; Streptophyta; Zygnematophyceae; Desmidiales; Closteriaceae. The record is from the annotation of a GenBank genome assembly.